AAUUAAAAUUAUCAAUGUCAAAGAGAGGAAGAGGAGGACAAGUUGGUAUUAAAUUGAGAAUUACACUUGCUUGCAAUGUCGGUGCUGUUCUCAAUUGCGCUGAUAACUCAGGAGCAAAAAAUAUCUACGUGAUUUCAACUUUUGGAAUUAAGGGACAUUUGAGCAGAUUACCAUCUGCUUCCAUUGGUGAUAUGGUUUUAUGCUCAGUCAAAUAAGGUAAGCCAGCACUUAGAAAGAAGGGUAAUUGAUUAAUUUAUCUUAGUCAUGUAAGCUGUUGUUGUAAGACAAAGAAAACCAUACAGACGUCGAGAAGGAUAUUACAUCUACUUUGAAGGUUAAUUAUGAAAUUAAUUGUUAGAUAAUGCUGGAGUUAUUAUCAAUCCAAAGGGUGAAAUGAAGGGAUCUGCAAUUACAGGCCCAGUUGGAAAGGAAGCCGCUGAUUUAUGGCCAAAGAUAGCAUCAGCUGCUGGUUCAGUUCUUUGAUUUAAAUUUGCAAUAUAUAUAAGUAUUAAUCAACACAUCAAUUUAAUCGCAC
Molecule: messenger RNA, 535 nt
Organism: Paramecium octaurelia
Lineage: Eukaryota; Ciliophora; Oligohymenophorea; Peniculida; Parameciidae
Source: the annotation of a GenBank genome assembly